Messenger RNA from Adineta steineri, 253 nucleotides. The record is from the annotation of a GenBank genome assembly. Lineage: Eukaryota; Metazoa; Rotifera; Eurotatoria; Adinetida; Adinetidae.
AUGAAUAACAAUCAUAGUCGAAUUAAUCGACCACAAGCAACAUUCGAGUUUAGGAUUAAUCGAAUACGAUCGUCAUCGGUACUAGUACAUGGUCCUUUACUUGUGAUUUCUUGGCCGCGUAUGCCACCAACAUAUUCCGUGGUAAGUUUUUUUAUUAGAAAUAUCAGUACAUGUACAGAAUAAGUGUGCCAUCACUUUAUACAUGCAGAAAGACAAAUAAGAAAAGAAAAUCUUAUGGAAAUAAACAUAUCAC